This is a messenger RNA of Mesocestoides corti, 537 nucleotides long. The record is from the annotation of a GenBank genome assembly. NCBI's taxonomy places the organism in Eukaryota, Metazoa, Platyhelminthes, Cestoda, Cyclophyllidea, Mesocestoididae.
AUGCUCACCAAAUCUAUGGAGUUGCCGACUCUUGAGGAAUUAGAAGUUCCUGAAAUAAAGAUGACGGCUGUUCCUUUGCUUGCCGCUGCUUUGCAUAUGGGCAAAUUUUGUGACCAGCAGUCAAAGGAAUUUAUGCUGUGUAAUCAAGAGCACCAUGACCCACGUAAGUGUCUGAAUGAGGGUAAAGAAGUUACUGCUUGUGGCUUGAAAUUUUUGAAAUUACUAAAAAAGAAUUGUGAGGACGUUUUCACUCCAUACUAUCAGUGCAUCUGGCGAUAUGGUGGAGCUCAUUUCAGUAUCCAAAGUUGUCGCAAGCUGCAGUACGCACUGGACAGCUGUAUAAAGGAGAAGAUGGGCAUUGAGCGUCCGGAACUGGGUCACUUCAACCGCGUCCGCCUCGUCGACACGAAACGUCCACGUCCAGUGCCGAAUCCCGCUCCCAUGCCGGAACGCAUCGCCGAUAUGCCCGACUUCGACGCGAUGCCAGAUCCAGAGAAUUUGGAAAAACGCAGACACAUGAAUGAGGUCAUGGUGUAG